Molecule: messenger RNA, 540 nt
Organism: Acaulospora morrowiae
Lineage: Eukaryota; Fungi; Glomeromycota; Glomeromycetes; Diversisporales; Acaulosporaceae
Source: the annotation of a GenBank genome assembly
AAAAGAGAAAUGCACAAAUCCACAUUUUUCGAUGACCAUGAUGUGGUCUCCAACGACCCAAAUUCCACGUUCGUUAAUUCUUACACUGCUUCCUAUGGCAAUGCAUUUAACUCCACCUAUCAAUCCACCUACGAUCCGCCAUCAUCCUACAAGCCAAAUUACGACAUCCCUUUUCCUAGCGGUUAUCCUACCGGUCAUCAUCAUACCGUUGGUCAUCUUUACACCACCGAAAACUAUCCUUCCGCCUUCUUACCGGUCAGCGGUAAUUCCUCGUCGGAUUCUAGUCCAGUUGGAAGUCCUACUUUGUUGCCAAGACGCGUUCCAUCUUCGGGCGGUCUAAAUGAUCAUUUUAUGUUGGAUCAACAGACCAAAGAUUGUUCUUACACCGUGCACACCAUGAACUCGGGCAAAGUUAGACGUAAAUCGUCCAGGGCUUCAAUUCGCAGCAAUCGUAAUUCCAUGCUGUUGGACCCUAUCGUUGAGGAGGAAUUGCCCAUGAAUGCAAUCAAAAAUUUUGGAUCACCUCCCUCACGCGUUUAA